Messenger RNA from Python bivittatus (Burmese python), 2499 nucleotides. Lineage: Eukaryota; Metazoa; Chordata; Lepidosauria; Squamata; Pythonidae. The record is from RefSeq and is a predicted model, not a curated record.
UUCGGCUCUCGCAGACCGUCUGGGGGAAUUUCUGGGGCAGGAUUGCAGCGAGUGCUUUGGUUUUCUUCAGGCACUCCUGACUUUGGCCAUGACAGACACGGCUGUUGGCAGCAGCACUGGUCAGUGGGGAUACCCAAACGAUCGGCAGAUGGCUCUUCAGAGCAGAGCUCCUGAUGGUCACUCGGCCCACGGGAAGCAGCCAGAACGCGGACGGAAGGGCGAGGAGCUGACCGAUGAGGAGAAGGAAAUCAUCAACCGUGUCAUUGCGAGAGCCGAGAAGAUGGAGGAGAUGGAGCAGGAGCGCAUCAGGCGCCUCAUGAACCAUCUAGAGGACAUGCGCCGGAACAGGGUGGGCGACGGAGUGAACCGCUGCAUCCUGUGCGGGGAACAGCUGGGCCGCCCGGGCUCCGCCUGCGUGGUGUGCGAAGACUGCAGAAAGAACGUCUGCACCAAAUGCGGGACCCAGACCACCAACAAUCGCCCCCACUCCAUCUGGUUGUGCAAGAUUUGCAUCGAACAAAGAGAGGUAUGGAAGCGCUCUGGCGCGUGGUUCUUCAAGGGCUUGCCCAAGCAGACGCUUCCCCAGCCUAUGCCCAUCAGCAAGGAGAAGCCCCAGCCGGCCCCCAGCAGACCAGCGCUGCCCGCACAGGAGCUGGCACCGUAUCCUCGCCAGCAGUCCCACGACCAAGGCGCAGCUGCUCCCUCGGCCGAACAAGGGUUUUACGCAGCAUCAGCUUCGAAUCGGGGAAAUUACCCGCCGCUUCACCGCAAAGCUUCCGAGGCCAGGAUGGCACCGAGCGGCAGCGAAUACGCCAGAGACGCCCGGCCGAGCCAGGAUUAUCCUGCUGAAAGUGAGGUCACUCGAAGCCCUGGAGGAGUCAGGCGAGCAAAUUCGAUCCAAGCCGCCAGCACAAGGGACCCCGCUCUGUCUCCUCACCAGAGUCCAUCUGCUCAGGGGGCAGGACAAGGCUCGCUUUCCAUGGCUCCCUCCCAGGCGGACCCCAGCUUCUCUGUUCCUGCUGGAGCACCCCGGGAGGAGAGGGCAGGCUCCGAGUACCCCACAGCGGGAGCAGAGAGGCUCCCACGCCAGGUGGCUCCCUACGGCCAAGCCGCUGCUCCGCCUGCUGCCCCUGUGCCCACCCGCCCACCUCCUCCAGAGGAGGACGAAGAGGAGGCCAACAGCUACGACUCUGAUGAGACAACUACCCUAGGGGCACUGGACUUCAGCCUCUUGUAUGACCAGGAAAACAGCUCUUUGCAAUGCGCCAUCAUUAAGGCCAAGGGCCUGAAGCCAAUGGACUCCAACGGGCUGGCGGAUCCCUACGUGAAGCUGCACCUGUUGCCGGGGGCCAGUAAGUCAAACAAGCUGAGGACCAAGACGUUGAGAAACACGCGGAACCCCGUAUGGAAUGAAACCUUGGUGUAUCACGGUAUCACAGAGGAGGACAUGCAGAGGAAGACCUUAAGGAUCUCUGUGUGUGAUGAAGACAAAUUUGGCCACAACGAGUUCAUUGGGGAGACGAGGGUGGCUCUGAAGAAGCUGAAAGCCAACCAGAAGAAGAACUUCAACAUUUGCCUAGAGAGGGUCAUCCCGAUGAAGCGCGCGGGAACCACCGGCUCGUCACGAGGAAUGGCGUUAUAUGAAGACGAAAUGGACCAAGGAGGAGAGGUGGAAGAACGAGGAAAGAUCCUGGUCUCCCUCAUGUACAGCACCCAGAAAGGGGGCCUGAUUGUCGGCAUUGUGCGCUGCGUCCACCUGGCGGCCAUGGACGCCAAUGGCUACUCGGACCCCUUUGUCAAAAUCUGCUUAAAGCCUGAGAUGGGGAAGAAGGCCAAGCAGAAGACGCAGAUUAAGAAGAAGACGCUGAACCCAGAAUUUAAUGAGGAAUUUUUCUACGAUAUUAAACACAGCGACCUGGCCAAGAAGUCCCUGGAUAUAUCUGUGUGGGAUUACGACAUUGGGAAAUCCAACGAUUAUAUCGGCAGUUGCCAGCUGGGCAUCACAGCGAAAGGCGAGCGCUUGAAACAUUGGUACGAGUGUCUCAAAAACAAGGAUAAGAAGAUCGAACGCUGGCACGCCUUACAGAACGAGAACCACGUGGCCAGCGAUUGAGGGGGCUGUGCCCCUCCUCCCCCCGCCUCCCUGUCGAUCUCCAUCUUGUCUUCCAACCCCUCCGUGCCCCCCUUGCUCCUUGGAAGCCCAGUGCUCGGUUCCUCCUCUGCAGGAGCAGCGCUCUUCCCCCGUCCCUCCCUCUCUUAGCCCAGGGUCAUCCCGACACUCCUUUCUGCUUUCUUAUCGUAACCUGUUCCUCUCACGGCCUCCCACGACGGGUGCUUUGAGGUUUUCAAGCAAUAGCCCAGCACGGAGCACCCUAAGUCUGGCUCUGCUUCUCGGCAGCUAAAUGAUCUGCCCUGCCCUUUCUGUCUUGAUUUCCCCCCCUCGGCCAAAGGGACCUGUUCUCCAAGUGCCCUUGAAACUCCAGUUGGCCUGCCUGCCUU